Molecule: messenger RNA, 2902 nt
Organism: Anolis sagrei ordinatus
Lineage: Eukaryota; Metazoa; Chordata; Lepidosauria; Squamata; Anolidae
Source: RefSeq, a predicted model, not a curated record
CUAAGACAAGCUCGCUCUUGCAGAGGCUACCUAGCUCUUGGCUGCAGAAAUGAAACAAAACGGGGGAAAGAGACCUUUUUCUUCCUCCCUUUGCAGGCUUUUAAAACUUUUUAAACUUAGCUGCUGAAAUAAAGGAGAAGCUGAGCAAAGAGAAAGGAAAGAAACCCCAAAGAGGGAAGAUGGAUCAGGAGAAAGAAGUUUCUCCAGCAGGACUUUCUCGGAGCAUGUCCGAACCAGAUAUGACAUAUUUCACUCAUAAGGGGAUCUUGUUCACCCCUGUGGGAACUUCAGUGGAAAUACUGAAUUAUGUGGAAAAUGAAUUCCAGUUGUUUGAUGAUGAUGUUAUGACUGUCACAUAUCCAAAGUCAGGUACCAAUUGGAUGUUGGAGAUCUUGGGUUUGAUCCAACAUGGUGGGGAUCCAUCAUGGGUUCGCAGUACCCCAGUAUGGGAUCGAUGCCCAUGGAUUGAGGCUCAUGGCUGCYACCAAAAAGCCUUGAAAGACCUUCCACCCAGGCUUCUCACUUCUCACCUGCCAUUCCAGCUGUUCCCUAAAUCUUUUAUUCACUCCAAGGCCAAGAUUAUCUAUGUCUUACGUAACCCUAAAGAUGUGCUAGUUUCAAGCUACCACUUUUCCAAGUUCUUUAAAGGUUUCCAGGAUCCUGGGGCUAUGGAAGAAUAUUUGGAAAAAUUCCUGAGAGGAAAUGUUGCAUAUGGUUCCUGGUUUGACCAUGUGAGAGGUUGGAUGGAGUUGAAACACAGACCAAACUUCUUCUUAUUCACCUAUGAAGACCUACAGAAGAAUCUACCGGGCAAUGUGGAGAAGCUCUCUCAGAUCCUUGGAAAGAACCUGAACAGCCAGCAGAUAAACGCUGUGGUAGAAAAUGCCUCUUUCCAUAAGAUGAAGGAUAACAACAUGUCCAACUUCACUCAGUCACCACUUUUCGAUCAGAGCACAGGAAAGUUCAUGAGGAAAGGGAUCUCUGGUGACUGGAAGAAUCACCUGACGGUGACCCAGAAUGAAUACUUUGACCGUGUGUAUCAGGAGAAAAUGCAGGACAUAAAAACAACCCUACAAUGGGAGUGAAGAAUGCCAGAUGCUCUGUAUGCAAACAGUCCUAUCUCUCCGAGGUUUUGGGCAUAAUUAUAGUAAAUAUAAGAAACCUACUGUAAAGUUUUUAUUGCUGUAGAAGAAUUACUCCAAGAUGUCAACAAACAAAAGGAGGCACUAUAUUUUGAAUAGUAGAAAAGCCUAAAGGUUAAUGCUGUGCUAUAUUCUGAAUGGGUAGCCGAAAGGGUUUUGGCUUUCAGUCUGCUGAGGUUAAAUAGCUUGUCAUCUGUCUGAUAGAUGAUUUCCACUCUGGUGGGAAGCUUCCCAUUAACAAGGUGAAAUAUCAUAGCGAUGAAGAUGGAAAAUAAAGUUGGGGCAAUAACACAUCCCUGUUUGACACCUGAUUCCACCUUAAAUGGGUCACUUUGGGAGCCAUUGCUGUCCAAUACUGUUGCCAUCAUGUCAAAACCAAGGUUACAACAACAUCUAUUAUAGAACUCUAGUAUGCGGAUGACAACGUCAUCUGUGCGCAUUUAGAUGAAGACCUACAAGCCACUCUAAACACCUUCUCAGAAGCAUACGAGAAGCUUGGCCUGUCAUUAAACAUCGAGAAAACCAAAGUGCUCUUCCAGAAGUCACCAGCCAAUCCCUCUCAAAUACCAGAAAUACAGUUUAAUGGUGUAAAAUUAGAAAAUGUUGACCAUUUCCACUACCUUGGCAGCCACCUCUCCACAAACGUCAACAUUGACACUUAAAUUCAACACUGCCUGAGCUCUGCGAGUGCAGCAUUUUUCCAAAUGAAGCACAGAGUGUUUGAGGACCGGGACAUCCGUAGGGAUACCAAGGUGCUUGUUUAUAAAGCUAUUGUCCUCCCAACCCUGCUAUAUGCCUGUGAGACGUGGACUGUCUACAGACGUCACAUGCAACUCCUGGAACGAUUCCAUCAGCGCUGCCUCUGGAAAAUCCUGCAAAUCUCUUGGGAAGACAAGCAGACAAAUGUCAGCAUGCUGGAAGAAGCAAAGACCACCAGCAUUGAAGCGAUGGUCCUCCGCCAUCAACUCCACUGGACUGGCCAUGUUGUCCGGAUGCCUGACCACCAUCUCCCAAAGCAGUUGCUCUAUUAUGAACUCAAGAAUGGAAAACGGAAUGUUGGAGGGCAGGAAAAGAGAUUUAAAGAUGGGCUCAAAGCCAACCUUAAAAACUCUGGCAUAGACACUGAGAACUGGGAAGCCCUGGCCCUUGAGAACUCCAGUUGGAGGUCAGCUGUGACCAGCAGUGCUGUAGAAUUUGAAGAGACAUGAAUGGAGGGUGAAAGAGAGAAAUGUGCCAAGAGGAAGGCGCGUCAAGCCAACCCCGACCGGGACCGCCUUCCACCUGCAAACCAAUGCCCUCACUGCAGGAGAAGAUGCAGAUCAAGAAUAGGGCUCCACGGUUACCUAUGGACCCACUGCCAGAACACCGAACUUGGAGGACCAUCAUCCUUGGACUACGAGGGAUCGCCUAAGUAAGUAAGCCUAAAGGGUUAGCACGGUUCCAUCAUUUAUCAGUGAUAUAUCAUAGAUUGAAACUACUGUUGAAAUCCUGCAUCAAAAGAUGGGAUGUGAAACUCUAAACCUUGUCUUCCAUCUCUCCUUCCUCAAAACCCAGUUUUUUCAUCCUGCCCAACUCUUCCUUGAUGUGCCAUGGGCUGCUGCUGUAGAAAGAUGCUGGCUGAUGCCUCUGGGUACAAAUCAAAUGACAAUAUCAUCCAUUGAAAUCAUGCAGAAGAUGCCCAGCAACCUCUCUAGAGCUGUUUAAUUAUCACCUUGGAUAUUCACAGAUUAAAUAAAAUUGAAAUCACAACAUUUAUUUCA